GGCACCUCCACCUGACAGCUGAGCCCCACAUCAAGCGCUCGCUGCCUACCUCCACUCCUCUCACCCACAUGGAUUUCUCCGCCGGCGGCGGCAGGGGCGGCCGCGGCGAGCCGGCCCGGUGGCUGGAGAUCGCCGGGAAGCUCCUCGCCGCGCGGGACCUGGUCGGAUGCAAGCGCCUGGCGGAGCGCGCGGUGGAGGCGGACCCGAAUCUCCCGGGUGCCGACGAGCUCCUCGCCGUCGCCGACGUCCUUCUCGCCUCCCAGCGCCAGCUCCCCUCCGGCCGCGCCGAUCCGGUCGCCGUCCUACAGCUCCAGCCCUGCCCCGACCCCGCCGCCGUCAAGCGUGCCUUUGGCCGCCUCUCCCAGCUCGUGUCCGCCCCGCGUAACCCCCGUCCCGCCGCGGACACCGCCCUCCACUUCGUCCAAGAAGCCUUCGCUGAUCUCUCCAAGAACGCCUCCAGCGAUACGGCUCCUGCUACUGCUUCUACUCCUCCUGCUUCAGGGGGUGCCUCGGCGGCCGCGGCCGAUGCCGAUGCGUUCUGGACGGCGUGCCCCUACUGCUGCCACGUCUACGAGUACCAGCGCGCGCUGGUGGGGCGCGCGCUCAGGUGCCAGAGCGCCGGGUGCCGGCGCGCGUUCGUGGCCACCGAGAUCCCGACCGUGCCGCCUAUUGUGCCGGGCACCGACAUGUACUACUGCGCGUGGGGUUUCUUCCCCAUGGGCUUCCCUAAGGCAGCUGAUUUGAGCACCAACUGGAGGCCAUUUUGCCCCAUGUUUCCCGGGAAUUUUCAAUCUCCGCCGCAGCCAGCAUCUGCAAGAGCUGCCAAGGUUGAUCACAUCAAUGUUCAAUCUCCGCUGCAGCCAGCAUCUGCAGGGGCUGCCAAUCUUGAUUCCAGGAAUUUUCAAUCUCCGCCGCAGACGGCAACUGCUGGGACUGCCAAUGUUGAUGUACAAAAUGUUGAGAAUAAUGGCAUACCUAUUAAUGCCAAUGCAACACAAGCAAAUGUGCAGCCAGCAAAUAAGAGUGGUGUCCGUGGCAGUCCAGCAGGGCCAUCUAGAGGUAGGAUGAAGAAGACAACAGCCCGCAAGAAGGUUGGUGCCGUUCUUAAGAAGCACGCUUCCAGUGGGGUGGAAAGUGGCAUUGAGCCAUCUAUGCUUGGGUCGGAUUCAUGGAAUGGGAAUGCAGGUAGUGGUAGUGCACAGACAGCGGGUACUAGAGAGAUCAACAUAAAUGAGGUGGCAAAGCCAACUGAUGGAGCCACAGUGCUGAAUUUUGGUGGGGAUGAGGACAUUGGGUUUGAUUUGGAUGUUGAUGCAACAGAUGCCAUAUUGGGAAAUUUACAGCACCUGCCAUUCUUGAGGGAGGAUGACAAUACCAGAAGAAUGUUUUAGUUGUCGAUGUGCUCAGUGUAGGUAUUCCGUAGAUGUGGUGUAUAUUGUGCUGUUGAAGGAAAUCCUACAUAGUCCGAUCCUUCAAUGCUGCCCUUGCUGUUAUUGCAACUAUUUCUUAUUUUUAUUCUGUGUUCCGUAGUUAUCUACCUUGGUUCAGCUAGCUGGUGAUCUCUUGUAGCAUCUGGAUCAGUACUAUUUACAAAUCUAUAGUCUAGAUUAUCCCAAAUUAGUUGGGGGAUGUGUAAUAUUUGCCACCUGCAGAUUGACUUAAGGAGAUAACUGGUUGAGCAAAUAAUGCUUUCUGCAUGGUUGAUUGGUGAGGCUAUUAGUUAAGGGUUUAUAAUGCAACAGAGGCCACAUGGAGUGCUGGCAGAUAAAUGCUGAUGAAAAUAAUAUCUCAAUCAGAAAAGCUCUAUGCAGUCAGUUGAUUGCCUUCACCAGUCACCAAAGGAGCUAAAUAACAGAAGUGGCAUGGUUCAGUUUAGGGCACGUCAGUGGCUUGUAACCUAUGAUUCUUUCUUUGAUUUGUUUUGCCAAGCUUGCCUGAAAUAACAGGAGUUAUCUGUUGUUGGCUGCGGCUGGGUGGCGGGUUGGGGGAAGUAGGAGGAAAGGAAGCUGAUGUUUGCCUAUUUUAUCUUGAUCCAGCGUCACAUGAAUCGUGUGGUUUUAGCAUCUGAAUAACUCGAAUUUUCAUGAGCUUUAUUCAUAUGUAUCGAGAGAUUAUUAGGUACCAAUUUUAGUUGAAUAUGUGUGCUUCAUAUCU
Panicum hallii is the source of this 2154-nucleotide messenger RNA. RefSeq lists its product as uncharacterized. Lineage: Eukaryota; Viridiplantae; Streptophyta; Magnoliopsida; Poales; Poaceae. The transcript is spliced from 2 exons. Bases 69 to 1391 code for a protein of 440 amino acids. The record is from RefSeq and is a predicted model, not a curated record.